Symbiodinium natans is the source of this 654-nucleotide messenger RNA. NCBI's taxonomy places the organism in Eukaryota, Dinophyceae, Suessiales, Symbiodiniaceae. The record is from the annotation of a GenBank genome assembly.
AUGGCUGAGCAGCCGAAAAAGCCGACGGGCGGAGCGUUCGGCAGUUGGCUCGCGGAGCAUCGCGCGGAGUUGCAGAAGGAGGUGGGUCCAGGGAAGCCAGGCAGCGAGGUCCCGAAGCUCGCGGGAGUCCGCUGGAAAACCCUCAGUGAGGCCACCAAGGCCACCUACCAGAAGAAGUUCGAGGUGGCCAAAGCCAAGUACGAGAAAGACAUGGCCGCCUUCCUCGCAGCCGGCGGCGAGAAGAAGAGCGGCAAGAGGAAGGCGGAGAAGCCAGGCAAGAAGAAGAAGGAUCCGGAUGCACCAAAGAAGCCUGCAGGGGGGGCCUACGGCUGUUUCCUUGCCAAGAAUCGGGCGGCUUUCGCUGAAGAGUGUAAAGGCAAGCCCGUGACCGCCGUUACCAAGCUUGCGUCCGAAAGAUGGAAGAAAGUGAGCGAGGACCAGAAGAAGAUCUUCCAAAAGGAGUACGAGGCAAAGAAGGCCGAGUAUGCUGAGGCCAUGAAGUCCUACGUGCCACACAGCAACGACGAUGAGGACGCCGAGGAGAAGCCUGCCAAGAAGACGCGGCCGUCUUCGGAGCCAAAGGCAGCGGCAAAACAGACAAAGGAGGACAGCGGCAAAGCUCCCAAAGCCAAGGGAAGGCCGAAGAAGGCGUGA